AUUGGUAGCGCUUGUAGGGUCACUGGUAAAGCGAAUUCUGGGUAAAAUAACGUGUAUCAUAUCGUACCGUUGCUGUAAAAUUUUAUCGGUAAGUUCACGAAAAAAAACGAUUACACGAUAAGAACGGAGUACUGGAAUCAAUUUAAGUAACUUCCUUGUAUUUUCGAAUCGAUUUGUAUUAAGAUCAACUAUUUCCUUAUGCUUUGGAUAUCGAAUAUUUCUCCUCGAUACUAGCUGCUAAUCGAGUAUCGUUUACAGUCUUGUAUCUACGUGUCUGCGCGAGUGUAGGAGAAGACGAUUCUAUAUUACGCAUCUCCGUUUUAAUACUAUUGUUCAUUUUCUUCGAUUUUAGUUACACAGUAACUGUUAAGGCCGAUUAAAAAUGAUUGACCUUACGGUAAAGACUUUGGAUUCACAAAAUCAUGCUUUCUCCUUGGAAGACGAUGUAAGUAUUCCUUUUGCCAUUUUUACAGAGCAGUAUUUUUCUUUCCUGUGUUUAUAAUUAACAUUAUUGUCGAUUCUAAUGUUCUUAAUAGGGUGCCUCAUGAGUAUUUAUGUACUUGUUCGUAUUUUUAUUUUUACAUAUUGUAUAUUCUAGAAAUAAUUAUUAUAGAUACGAUUUUUUUUUUUCUUUGAGCAUAUGCACUAAUUACUCUAUCCUUGUGGAGCAAUAUUUAUUCUUGGUACUUUUGUGAUUAUUUUUAUGAUUUAUCAUUUGUACAAGUAAUAUACAGUCUUUCAAUUCUUACAUUGAUUUUUUUGACAAUUUCAGUAUGUAUUAUUAGAUUGAAAUAAAUUGUUGUAUAAUAAAUAUAAUUAUAGCACUAGCAGUAUUAUAGUAUCUUCUUUAUAUCAUAUUUUUAAUGUAAAAAACAUUUUACUAUUAUUGCUAGAAAUAAUUAGAAAUAUUAAGCAUGAUGCAACAGAGCUGAUUAAUGUGAAAUAAUUAAUACGAAAUACUCCUUUUUAUAUAAUUAUGCAAAGACAGUAAUUUUUGAUGGAUUUGGAACUGUCACUAUAAAAUGUUUCUGUGACAAUUAAAAGAUAAUUGCGUUUAUCUAAAAGAAAACGAAUGACUUGGAUUUUUUGUAUAGCAAAUUACAGUUCGAGGUUUCAAAGAAUAUAUAGCAGAAACAGUGGCAGUACCAGCAGAUUCACAAAGACUUAUUUAUUGUGGUAGAGUUCUGCAAGAUGAGAAAAAAUUAAAUGAUUAUGAUGUUAAUGGGAAAGUUAUACAUUUGGUACAACGUGCACCACCGCAACCUGGUCAACGUGGAAAUGAUGGAGGUCAAAGUCAAGGUCAGAAUCAUGGAUCACAAGCGUGGCAAAAUCCACAAAGAACACAUUACCGACUCACUCGUGCUCAAAUGCAUGGUAAUGCUAUGUAUUUGGGUGCAAUGUCAGUACCAGCUGAAAUUGUGGAAGGACAUGGACUACCAGUACCUCAGUUCAGCAACAGUCUGUCUAAUGGUCGAUUAAUUGCUGCAAGACACAUGCUUGAACGCGCGAAUCGCCUUAUGGAUCGACUUGAAAGUCCCUCUCAAUCUGCUAAUCUUUCCGCAGCUGAAAAUAAUCGACCGCCAUUAAGUCAAUUGAUGCAGGAGUCGGAAUUAGAUGCAGAACAAUAUAAUAACGAAACCACAACAAAUGGUGGCGCCCGAUUGGCAGAGGCCGCUGCAGCUGCAAUAGCAGCUGCCUUAUCUGCAGCUGGUGCAAAUAAUGUUACAUUACUUAGAGGAAAUAAUGAUGAAAACACUGAAUCAAGACCAGCAAAUGAGACUAAUGAAGAAAAUCAAUCAGAUACACAGCAGCCACAACAAUCACAACAACCACAAUCCGAACAGCAAGGUUCUACAUCAAGUAAUGAUGAACAAUCUAAUCGACGAUCAUCACAACAACUUCCACGCCCUCCACAAUUGGCAGAAUUAUUGGACCUAUUAAUUGAUACACAAUCUCGUUUACGACCUCAUACAGAACGUUAUUGCAAACUUAUGCGUGAUGAUCCUGUAUUAAGUUCGGAAGGAAGACGUGUUGAAGAAACUCAGACAUUUGUAAAUGGUGUAAGCGAAUGUUUACACUAUAUGUCACACGCUUGUCAUGCUUUAAGCGAUAUAAUUGUCGAUAUGAGUCAACAGCCACCCAGGAACUUGCGAUGUAGACCGAUCAUUAUUCAACAUUCAGCUAUUUUACAGCCGGGUAUACCAAUCCAGGUAGAGGCACAUAUUAGUUUACAUGGCCGUAAUGCAAAUAAUAACAAUGGUAAUGAAGAAAAUGGAGAAUCUGCAAGUACACCUACUCAAUUGGAAACAAAUGAAGUUAAUACUGAUGAGGUCAAUCAACAACAAGAAUCAGAAUCUGGUACUCAACAACAAGCUGAACAACAACAAUCACCAUUAGAUUCGACACAGUCUCCAUUUGGUACAGUGUUUAACUUACCCAAUAAUGUUGAAGUAUUGAUGGAAGUUAGUCCUGAAGGUAACAUAGAUACUCCACCUGGAAAUGAACAGCCUCAAGCUGGUGAAAAUAAUAAUAAUAGCAACAAUAACAACAAUAAUAGCGGAAGAAUAGAUGGUACUACUGGUGCAUUUUCCUGGGGUUCAGCUCCUCCUCCUGAUUUCAUACGAAAUUUGAUGCAUGCUGUUGCUGGUCACAUGGUACAAGGUGGUCCAGCUAACACAAGAAUUAUAACUCGAAACCCUCUAACAGUUAGUCAAUUAACUGUUGCAUCAACUGAUAGUGGAAACACAAAUGCCGGGCAAAGUACACAAGCACGAAGCAAUGUUGGUACUCAUCCCACUACAGCAACACAAACUAGAAGUACAUCGCGUCCACAUGUAUUUCAUCAACAAACUCAUCCUUUAGGUGUUGGGAUGAGUAUAGGACAAGCAUUCGACUUCGAUCCAUUCCUUUCUUGUAAUUCACAUCAUGUCCGUCGCACAUCGACUACAACUUCUAGUACUAUUACAUCUACGUCACAAGGAACACGAACAAACCAAACUAUGUCUGAAACACAAUCCCAAGCACAAACAGCGACAACUUCGAGUGCCACUAGCAAUACCAGCUCUACAAAUACUACAGCAUCAACGACAUCACAAACAAAUCCAAUCUACGAUCCAUUAAUGUACUUACAACAACAAAUUUUAGGAGGACUGGUAAUUCUGCUGGAGGGGAUCUAACUCUUGCGGAUUUAUUAGAACGCAGAGGUAUUCAAAUGAGUCUUUUUACAUCUCAAGAUUCUGAAACUGCAGAAAAUUUCCUCGUAAAUUUAUCUGUACUAGUGGUACAAAAUAUGACAUUAGAAGGAUUAAUAAGAUUACGAAUUGGUCAAUCAGAACCAAUUUCCCAUCUUAGAAGACCAUUACAAGAUUUCUUCCAAUAUUCUUUCCCAAAUGUUGCACCGGAGACACUUCAGGAACAAGCUACUGAACGAUUGUUAUCACAAUUAAGACCACAUUUCCAGGCUUUAUUAAAUACAGAAGAAGAAACUAAUAGUAGAAACGGUCAGCAUGUAGAUAUUUGUGCUACUGUUGAAGCUUUGCUUCGCCGUCAUAUUAAAGAUAUACUACAACAUCUGUUUAAUAAUGAUAUUGAUGAUGCUAGAUUCGGACAGGAAAUUUUCAACACCGUGAAUAAUAUGGGUAGACAAUUAUGUGCAGUACUUCGAUAUUCUAUUCGUGGUGGACAGGCAGGAUUAGAAGUAAUUGCAUCACGUUUUGUGACCGAAAUGUUAGAGGGUAUUCAUCCUACAGUACGUCGAUGGAUGCUAAACGCAUUCAUUGUUCAGUUUCGUACUUAUUCUUUACGAGUUACACAACCUCCAGAUUCAGAAAUUAUUCCACUUUUAAUAUAUAAAGAUGCACCUUCUGAAGCAGCAUCGGUUCCAUCAGCCCCAACACAUCAACCUUCACAACCACAAUCCGAACCUAUGGAGACAGAAAUUGUACAAGAAAGGACAACUUUCGAAGCAUCGUCUCUACCAGAGGAUAGGGAGGAAAUUCCAGAAACGUUCCCAGGUCAUGAAGCAUUGCCUUCAGAUUGGGUACCAAUAAUUGCUCGCGAUGGAUUAAGGCAACGACGCCAAUUACAAAUGCAAGGAAUAACAAACGGUGGUGUAGCAACACUUAGUGAUGCUUACUUAGGUACACUACCCACUAAACGGCGCAAACUUAUUGAACAGCAAAAGCCACGAUUAUUAGUUAGUCCUACUCCCAAUCAUUCAGCAAUAGCAGCAUCUAUGGAACGUUUAGUGAGAGAAGGUGUAACUCGGGCAGGUGUCGAAGAAGUAGAAGGUGCUGCGAUUGCUGUAGCUGUAGAUCCCGGUGUUAGACGUGCAUUUGGUCAAGCAAUUAGAGAUUGCUUGAAUCCACAUAGACUGGGAACACCAGACUUUCCAGAUCCUUUGCGUUUUCCUAAUGCAACAAAAUAUUUUGCUGACCAAGAUAGGCCACCAAAAUAAUAAUUACAAAGAGAAAACAAUUCGUAAUGGCUUAGAGUAUUUAUAAAGGAGAAACCAGGUAGUGUUUAAACAAAGUGAGAAAUUGCAAUGACCAAGGAAUACAAAAAUAUAUUCGUAACAUAUAAUCACAAAUGCUAUUAACUCUUAUUAUUGUAUAUGUGAAUUUAAUGCAAAUAUUUUCAAAUAUCGUGCAUUAUACUAUUUGUUUAAUCGACAUAGCUUGUAGUUUUACAAAAAGUACUACUGACUUUUUAAUAUAUAAAUAUGUUAAAUAAUUAUACGUUACAUAUACGUUAUUGAAAAUAGCGAAAUUUGGCUACACUUGCUCUCUCCCAUUAUACUCUAAGCAUCGAGUGACCCCAAUCUGAUACUAUAAUUAAAGUACUACUUUCGUAUUAAACUGCGUUUUCUGUAGAGUUAUUGUUAUGCAAAUGAAUGUAUUCUUAAUCAAAUGACACCUAGGUAUACAGAUUGUAAUGUAUUAUCUUGCGACCUAUGCAUAUUGUGGGGUAUUUUGAGUGUUGUCGAUAUUAAAAUGUCCUUUUAAUAACGAUGAUGCUACCAAUCAAUAUUAUAUAUCUUAUAAUCCAAUAUUUGAUUUGUGAGAAAAGGAAACCAAGUAUGGAGUCAUCUGUGGUGAUAGCUGAGCAAAAGAAAAUUGACGAAAUGCGAUUUAAUACCUUUCAUUAUAAUCAUGAAUUAUCUAAGACUAUAGUUUGUACACAAGCUUUGUUGAAUAAUACGUUAUAAACCAGUAAUAUGUUUUUUUGUAAUUUAUGUAGAUAAUUUCGAUUGCGAUGCGUUAUACUAAAUAAUUCAGAAGCAGACAUUUUAUACGAAUGAAGGUACUGUAUUUUAAUUCUGAUAAUCUAUACAAAAAAAUGAUUUUAACCUUGCACCGAGAUUUCAUCAGUUUUAAUCAAAAAAUCAAGUAGCCUAAUGCAAAAGAAAGAUAAUUCCAAAUUAUACAUUUGUAUUAAUGUUAAGGGAUAAUCGUAUAUGAAUAUUUGAUAGAUAGUAUAUAAUGUUAAUAAAGUAAUUGAAAUAAUUUCAUGUGAAUAUGAUUUUGAAUUGAAAAGUCUACGUCAUUCAAUUGACAUCAAUAAUAUCAUGACUAGGAUAAAAAUAAUUCGAC
Messenger RNA from Heterotrigona itama, 5591 nucleotides. NCBI's taxonomy places the organism in Eukaryota, Metazoa, Arthropoda, Insecta, Hymenoptera, Apidae. The record is from the annotation of a GenBank genome assembly.